UCGGACCUCUCCAAAAAAUCGAAUAUGUCUGUUCAUAACGUAUGAAAAAUUGUCGGACUCUGUCCAGAGUCUGUCCAUCAUCAUAUAUAUGCUUGUGUUUGUUAUUAUUGUUUCCUUUUUGAGUACCGGCUUAUAUCAACAACAAAAUCAUGGCCGAAGAAGUGGAGACAAGUCUUAUGGUGAUUGUUGUUGAUCUACAUACCCGUCAAAGAUAUUUGCGCCAGCAACCAUCCCAAUUGGUGCAUGUGCUUGAUUCUAUCAUGACAUUAGCCAAUAUGCAUCUGAUGUUGAAAACUAAAAACAAAGUGGCUAUUGUGGCAUGCAACGCUGCUCGAAGUGACUUUAUUUACUGUGAUUCUGAUGCCAUUCAGCCUCAGCCAAUUCAAGGGCAAUCAGGGAACACUGUCCAGAAGCAGUCUGAUGGCCAAUACGAAGUAUUUGCUCAUCUAGAGACAAUGGUUAAACAAAAUACAAGAAAAUUUACUCUGGAUGAAAAGUCUACCUUUUUUGAUGAUAGGGAUGGUGAAUCUCUUAUUGCAGGAGCAUUAACCUUGGCUAUGUGUUAUAUAAACAGAAUUAACAGAGAAAAGCCAACUGGAGAGAAACUUAACUCAAGACUACUAAUUGUAACAGGAUGUGCUGGAGGUGCUUCUCAACACAUGGCUUACAUGAAUGUAUUCUUCACAGCUCAAAAACAAAACAUUGUUUUAGAUGUGUGCAGUUUAGAUUAUGAGCUUGGACUCCUACAACAGGGCUGUGAUAUUACAGGAGGGCUAUUUCUGAAAAUACCACAACUCCAAGGUUUGCUGCAGUAUCUACUGUGGGUUUUCUUACCUGAGCCACCUAUUCGUAAGAAGUUGGUUCUCCCACCACCUGCAAGAGUUGACUACCGUGCUGCCUGCUUUUGUCAUAGAAAUCUUAUUGAUAUAGGUUUUGUGUGCUCAAUAUGUCUUUCAAUCUUCUGCAAAUUUAGUCCCAUUUGUACAACCUGCAAUACGGUAUUUAAACCACCUACAUCUCUAGUCCCAAAAAAGAAGAAGAAGCCCAACAAGGGUGUUUGUUAAUGGAAGAAUGUUACGGUAAGAACAUAGGUAAUUUUGUAAAAUAACAAUAAAAAAAAAAUCUACCAGCAAAGUAACACAUUAUAUGACUCAUCAUAGUCUUAGAGCAAACGUAGAAUGAAAUGGCAGAAAAUCAGAACAAUUCCAAUAGGACUCCGAGAGGACCACCUCUAGCUAGAACAGAAGAAUCAGGUUGAGUAAACUUCUUCUCUGUUUUA
Frankliniella occidentalis (western flower thrips) is the source of this 1279-nucleotide messenger RNA. It is a transcript of the gene Tfb4, whose product is annotated as general transcription factor IIH subunit 3. Gene Ontology annotation, cellular component: transcription factor TFIIH core complex; transcription factor TFIIH holo complex. Gene Ontology annotation, biological process: nucleotide-excision repair; regulation of DNA-templated transcription. The transcript is spliced from 8 exons. The record is from RefSeq and is a predicted model, not a curated record. Lineage: Eukaryota; Metazoa; Arthropoda; Insecta; Thysanoptera; Thripidae. Bases 150 to 1064 code for a protein of 304 amino acids.